AGAAACACAUAAUGAAACAAAAUGUAAAAUAAUGAACAAAACUGGGGGCAUGCUGGGUUAGUAUUAGGGGAAGGCCAAUUUGAAGAAGUGGGUUUUAAGCAGUAAUAUGAAAGAAGAGAGAGAGAGAGAGAGAGACAGCAUUCCUAAUGUUUAGUGGGAGAGAGUUCCAAAGUGUGGGGGCAGCUGCUUCAAAGGCUCGAUCACCCACGGUGCGGUGUACUGUUUUGAAAGGGGAAAGGAGGUUGGAGUCAGCAGAACGAAGAUGCCGAAUAGGAGAAUGGCGAUGGAGAAGUUCCGUAAGAUAGGAGGGUGCAAUGUGAUUGAGGCAUUUGUGGGUGAUGAGGAGCAAUUUUGAAUGGAUCCGGUAUGGAACAGGGAGCCAGUGGAGUUGUUUGAGUACCGGAGUUAUGUGGACCCUGGAGCGGGUGUGGGUGAGUAAACGUGCAGCUGAGUUUUGAAUGUAGUUUUUGAAGGGCAGAGGAAGGAAGUCCGUAAAGAAUGCUGUUACGGUAGUCCAGUCUAGAGGUUAUAAAGGCAAAGAUGAAUAUUAGGGCAGUGGAGUCAGUGAGGGAUGGACGGAGACGGGCAAUGUUGCAGAGGUGGAAGAACGAUACCCUGGUGAUUUUGUUGAUGUAAGACUGAAAGGAAAAUGAGGAGUCAAAGAUGAGGCAGAGAUUACGGACUGCAGAGGAGGGAGUCACUGUGAGACCAUCAUUAUUAACCCAUUAUGUGGUUAAAAUAUAUAAAAAAUACAGAUAUUGCAACAAAACUUUAUUAUUAUUUUAUGCACCAUACCUAUAAAAUAUAAACUGUGAGGAUGGCAAUCAGACUUCUAUGAUCGUGUCACUGUUGAAUGACAAAACAAAAAUAAAUCAUCAUCUGUCUGCUUGACCCUUACCAAUCUGGGUUCAAAAAGGGCCACUCCACUGAAACUGCUGUUUUAGCAGUGACGGAAUCCUUAAAAGAAGCUAGAGCGACUGCCAAAUCCUCAGUGCUUAUCCUGCUCAACUUUAUCGGCUGCAUUUGACACUGUCAACCAUGGCUUCCUUUUGUCCACACUCUCUAGCAUGGGCAUCACAGAGAAAGCACACGCCUGGUUUGAAUCGUACCUCACAGGACGAUCAUUCAGUGUAUCUUGGCUUGGACAAUCCUCUACCGUGCACCAUCUUGCCACAGGAGUCCCCCAGGGCUCUGUACUAGGACCUCUUCUCUUUGCCAUAUACACCACCUCACUGGGUGAGAUCAUUCGAUCACAUGGCUUCUCCUACCACUGCUAUGCAGACGACACCCAGCUCUAUCUGUCAUUUCCACCGGACAACCACGCUGUCUCUGCACGGAUAUCAAACUGUCUCUCUGACAUAUCAAAAUGGAUGAAAUCCCACCAUCUUCAACUCAACCUCUCUAAAACUGAACUACUUUUCAUUCCAGCAAAACCAUUCAUACAGCACAAUAUCUCAAUCCAAAAUGACUUCCAAUCUCUGGCUCCUUCAAAGGCAGUUCGAAAUCUGGGUGUUGUUAUUGAUGAACACCUGACCUUUAAAGAUCAUGUUGCCCCUGUUGCUCAUUCGUGCUGCUUUGCGUUGUAUAACAUACGAAAGAUCAGACCAUACCUAACACAACAUGCCACCCAGCUCCAGCUGCAAUCUACUGUCAUCUCCCGCCUCGAUCACUGCAAUGCCCUUCUAACUGGUCUUCCAGGCCGUACUGUGAGACCUCUUCAAAUAGUCCAGAACGCAGUGGCGUGUCUGGUCUUCAAUCAGCCAAAAAGAGCACACGUCACCCCUCUGUUCAUUGAGCUCCACUGGCUACCGCUAGCAGCACGCAUCAAAUUCAAAUUGCUAACACUAGCAUACAAAGUCCAAGAUGGUACGGCUCCCAUCUACCUGAAUUCUCUUGCAAAGGCUUACGUCUCGGCCUGGCCGCUCCGUUCUUCACAGGAUUGUCGGCUAGCAGUGCCUACACCACGCUCAGGACAAUCCAGACUCUUCUCAUGCAUCGUUCCACAAAUGUGGAAUGACCUACCAAGCACUACCAGAACAGGGGCUUCCUUUUCAAUUUUCACGAAACUCCUGAAGACCCUGCUCUUCAGAGAUCAUCUUCUAAACUAGCACCCUGCCUGCUCCCGUCCCCCCUCUCUACUGUCCACUCCUUGUUCCCUCCUCCCCAUGACUGAUGUCAAGUUGUUGUUGUUGUUAGCCUCAAGGGCAACAUGCCGAUUAUCACUUGUAAGUCGCUUUGGACAAAAGUGUCUGCUAAAUACAUAAACAUAAACAUCUUACCAAUCAGGGAAACUUGUGAUCAGGUUGUUAAAACAGCAUUUGCUGUUUGUUUAUUACUCUCGUUAUUAAGAGGUGCCAUACAAAGUUUUAACUUGUUUUUGAAGGACUUUCUAACUUAAGGUGCUUUUUUACAGCGUUUAAUGAGUUUUAGAGUCUAUUUAAAGAAGGACUGCACACCAUCAGAAAAUGUUACUCCACCCCUAGUCAAGAUUUGAAAAAUGCCAUGAAAGUGGGCAUUGCCAGGAGGCACAGAGUAGCAUGGCCAAGUGUGGGGAAUUUCCAUCCUGGGAGGGAGGAGGAGUGGGAGGAGACUGUACGGAUGACGUGAAAUUGUUCCAGUCCCAGUCAAUCACAAGUUUAAAAUGCAGUAGCCGCUGUUCUGCCACAGGGGGCAGCACUAACACAUUUUUAGACCUAGAUUCUAGAUUUAAUCAAGUUUACACAAACAUGUCAAAAAAUGCACAGAAAUAGAAUGAUUGCAUUUGUAAAGACCCAAUUAUACAGUUUAUAAGCAAAAAAUUUUUAUUUUGAGGGUUAGUUACUCUUUAAUUUUUCUUUGUUUUUUUGCAGUAAAGUUUUCUGACUUUCUUUGUGAAGGUGUAUCUGGUAUCUAAAACAUAUCAGUGAUGCAUGAAAUAACAUUAUAAACACAAUAUCUAAUUGUCCAUAGGAGUUGACUCUGUGAUUACUAAUUGGACCAAAGGGACCAUAAACACUCCACUGAAGACAAUGUUUACAUAAGUAAUUUGUCAGCAAAGAAAAAGUAAAACUAAAAAAAUAGGUGUUUUUUAUUUGUAAAUGAACAAUGUGACCUUUUAUGCUCUCAAAGUUUCAUAAUUCGGUUUCUUGAGUUUGUCUUUGCAGGGGUGUUUUUCUAUCUUCCUCCUGGCUGUGGUUACACUAGUGAAAAAACAUAAACAAGACGUUUGCUGUUAUCUGGCUUAUCAUAAUAAAACACAGCCCACUCCCCUUGCUCUUCCUGUUUGGAGGUUAAUGGGAGAACGAGUCUCUGUGGAGUUUAGUCCGGUGUAAUUAUAACGGCUUACUGCUGUGCUUUUAGCUUGUGUGGCUCAGUGUUCAUCACGCUCAUGUUUGCUGAGCUGAAAUUUUCAGUGCGCAAACAGAUUAUCACCUUCACAUGAUGAAUAUUAUGAAUUAUCCCAGACAUACAAAGUGUUUUUACCAGACAUGACGUUCGUAGCAUGAAUCAGUUUAAUAACUUAGAAAACAUUAUUUUAAAUACUAGCUAGCAGUAGAUUGUAUGCUUCUUUCCAGUGUUUAGAUAUUCUGAUCCUUUGUUAAAGAAACAGAUUGAAAGAAUUUCGUCUAACUCACUCCUGAGCUUCAGAAGUUUGAAGUGACGAUCUUUUAUCUGUCAGAGUUCUUAAUGGGAUAAAACAAGCCAAUACGAUUUGUUUUGAAUAUUUAAAACAUUUGUUCUUGCAGUAUUGUUGAUCGGAUAUUUGAAUGCAGUUUUAUUUUGCGUAUCAAGUUCAACAAAAUUUCAAAUGCCACUAAAAUGUAAUCGAUGUGUACUUGUGGGUGGAUGCUUAUUGUCUGUUUUUAUUUUAUUUUAACAAAUUGGCACAGAAGAAGAAGAAUGUUUAAGUGAAAUAAAGUUUGGUUCUGGAGUUGACCCAAUAGAAUGGAAUAGACUUUAUUAGUCCCACAGUGAGGAAAUGCACUUGCUACAGCAGCACAAACUCCUAAAGAAAAGGAAGAAGAAAAUAAUUUGAUUAAAGGUAAACACACUAAGGCAACAAGCUAUUAUUGUAACAUUCAGCCACUAAAAACAAUGAAUAAAAAGAAAACUUGGGUUCCAGAACUAUGCAGCAUAAAGGCCACAGACAUACUAUGUAACUCUGAUAUUGCACAAUUACUAAACACAUGCUUUACUAUUGAAUUGAUGUUAUUGUGUACCAGGAUAAUGCCAGUACCAGUUAAACUGAGGAGUUACACUCUUACUGCAGAGGGGAUGAAUGACCAAUGGUGGUGCUCUGUUUUACGUCUUGGAUGUCUCAGUCUGCCUCUGAAGGAGCUGCCCAUGGUCUCCACAGUGGGAUGCAGGGGGUGGAAGGGGUUUUCCAAGAUGGAACUCAUCUUCACCAGCAACCUCCUUUCACACAUCUUGAGUUCAGUGGGCAGCCCAGAACCAAGCUAGCUUUGUUAACUAGCUUGUUCCGUCUCUUCCUGUCUCGGUCAGAGCCAACAGACCACAGCAGAGUGGAUAACAUAGCCAAUCACAGAGUGAUAAAAGGAUUUUAGCAGCAGGGAAUUAACUCUGAAGGACCUCAGCCUCCUCAGGAGGUGAAGGUGGCUUUGGCCCUUCUUAUACAGACCAUCAGUGUUGUUAGACCUGUUCAGUUUGCUGUUGAGGUGAAAACCCAUGUACUUAAAGGCAUCCACCACCUCAAUGUCUGCUCCCUAGAUGUUUACUGAUGAGAAAGAAAGAGUGUUUGUCUAGAAGUCGAUCACCAUUUCCUUUAUCUUACUGGUGUUCAAGUGAAGGUGGUUAUGCUCACACCAGUCCAUAAAGUCAGUGAUGACUGACCUGUACUCCAGGUCAUUCCCCCCAGACACACAGCCGACAAUGGCCGAGUCAUCAAGAACUUCUGGAGGUGACAGCUGCUGGCGCUGUAGAUGAAGUCUGAGGUGUAGAAGGUGAAUAGAAAGGGUGAGAGCACUGUACCCAGUAGAGCUCCAGUACUGCACACAGCCACCUCAGACAUACAGUUGUGCAGCCCCACGUACCGUGGCCUUUUGGUGAGGUAGUUGAUGGUCCAUGCAGUCAGAUGUUCGUCCACUCCUGCACCCCUCAUUUUCUGCUGCAGUAGACAUGUCUGGAUUGUGUUGAAGGCACUUGAGAAGUCAAAGAACAUGAUUCUCACAGUGCUUUUUUGCAUCUCUAGUGAGUCAGCACCCAGUGCUGCAGAUAGAUGAGGGCAUCCUCUACCCCCAAUAUUGCUCCAAGUAUCCAGUUUUCCCGUGGCAGUGAUGUCUUCCAUUGUGAUGUUGUCCUUGAGAACAAUUCACACACAUUUAUUACAAUUCUAUUUUAUCUUGCUUCUUAUUGUUGUUAAAUGAGCCUUUUCAAUAACCCAUCACUGUUUCAGUAUUCAGGUAAUUUGAAAUUGCAGUCACUGAUGGAGAAAAAAUCUGGGACAAAGUUGUGAAGGUUUUUGUUGAAUUUAUCAAGACCCCACACUUCUUUACUAAAACAUGCUUGAAAUGAUCAUCAAUUGAGUUGGUUGGUAGAGCAAAUUAUUAUAUUUAAUUUUCUUAGACCAGUCUCUGUUGUUUUGUAUUUUUCACUUAUUCCAAGUGAAACGCUUUCUGUAUGUAGAAAAAUCCAAAUACUCAAAUUUAGUUUGCCUGAAGAGUGUCCUUUAUGCACCUUGUACUGAGUGUUGUCAUUAAUGUAGACACAGCUAGAGUGCUGAGUGCUCUCCCACGGCGAUGCCUGUGUGAGUGUUUGUAUGUGUGGGUGGGGUUCCCUCACCAGAAGAGCAGAGAUGGCUCGCUCCCAAAAACUGGAAGUAGCAGGGUGGGUUCAGAGUCACCGAAAUAGAAAAGGAACGUGAGAACAAGGGUUUCCAAGGGUGUGUGUCUGUAGUCAUGCUUGCAUUCUUACAAUUGCCAGUGUGAAUGACACUCCUGGUGUUGUGACUGAUAACCAAAAGCGGCCCAUUCAAAACGGCUUCUUUUCCUGAAUAUCUGCAUGUUAGAUGAGAAUAUGUUUUGCAUGGGAGUGGAAAAACGGAAGAGUUCUGAGGACAACUGGGGUGGAGAGGAAACGUUGACACCCUGAGCACGGAAAAAAAAGGGAAGGGCUUAGGUUGUUGCCCUUUGAAAGAUAAAAACAAACACAAAGAGUGAGUGAGAAAGAGAAAGAGGGAGGAACCUGGGAACACAAGAGAACUCGGCUCAGGUUGCAUCCAACAAAGAGUUUGUCAGAGCAGACACCGUGAUGGGGAAAGAAGGAAGACCUCAGUGAUGUGGACAGUGUGGAAUGUAGGGACAGAAGGAAUAAGGAAAACAGCUGAGUAAAAAUAUAUUGAUAAAGGAAAAGCUUACAAGUUACAUAGGUGCAAUCUGGUGAAGAAGAUGGACAAAUUCUGGACAGGGAAGUUGGUGGCGUCACCGUCCUGUUGAGCAGGACAACCUUAGUGUGUUUCUACGUGGCUGUGAGGAAUUGGGACUGAAGGGAUCCCAGCUGUUUGACCCUGGAGAUCUGCAGGAUACAUCAACACGUCCAACUGCCAAGGGAAGCGACUGCAGUCGAAGACUCAAGAAUGUAUUAAUCACCAUCUACUGGCUUGGUCGUUCUGCCAAUGGUUGCAUCUCCUACAGCGGGCCCACGCUGGACCUGAAGGAGUUUGAAGGCUUGCUGUCACAAAUGCGAAAGGACGCAGAGGUGGCGGACAGCCCGACACGCAGCAUCCGGGACAGCGGCUACGUCGACUGCUGGGAAUCUGAGCGCAGCGACUCUCUUUCUCCACCACGCCACGGACGAGAGGAUUCAUUCGACAGCCUGGACUCCUUUGGUUCGCGCUCACAACAGACCCCGUCACCAGACAUCCUGGUUGCCCGCGGCAGCAGCGAUGGUCGCGGCAGUGACUCGGAGUCCGACGGCCCUUUUUACAGGAGGAUGCCAGACCUCCAUAAAGAUGACAUGUUGGCUCGGCGGACAUCGGUCACUGAGCUGCGAACCGCCAUGCCCUUCAACCAGUACCUGCCAAACAAGAGCAACCAAACGGGAUAUGUGCCAACGCCGCUACGCAAAAAGAGAAAUGACAAGGAGGAGGGGGGACGCAAGAGCUGGAGUACUGCAACCUCACCUGUAGGGGGCGACAGGCCUUGUAGUACUCCGACUCGCUCAAGCUCAGAGGAACUCAUCCCAUGCUUGACGGCUCUAACGCUGAAGACUAGCAGCACAGCUGGGAAACAUCUGACUGCAACAGACCAGAAGGUUACAUCAGCCACAGGUUCAGAUGGGGAUGAUAGACCAGCCUGUCUAACUCUGACCUCACCCAAAUACACUCAGAGUCCAUCUGACUUCCUUCCUGUGCCCACUGCCAUGGCAACCACUUCAUCAGAAUCAACUGGUGCAGGCCGACGGGAUGGAAAGGAUCUGAGUGAAAGAGAAGACCCACAGGAAGAGAAACCUUGUUUGGGCUGCAGUUUUCCAGCAACGAGUUUGAGUAUGAUCGACAUGCGUGAUGAAGAAGAGGUCAUCCUGCAUCCACAUAGUCAGGUUCGUCAUGAGCUGAUGCACAACCAUUACAACAAACUGAAGGAAGAGGAGAACCACUGGCAGGACGACCUUGCGCGAUGGAAAAGUCGGAGGAGGAGUAUUUCUCAGGAUCUGAUUAAAAAAGAGGAGGAGAGAAAAACGAUGGAGCGCCUGCUGUCAGGAGACAGCUGUAUCUCUCAGAGGAGAAGAAGCAUCAAAACCUACAGAGAGAUCGUGGAGGAGAAGGAGCGGCGUGAGGAGGAGCUGCGACAGGCAUACAAAAGAGCCAGAAAUCCAGAGGAGGCGUCAGCCAUCCUCCAGCGUUAUGCCCAACGUUUCUCCAUCAGCGAGUCGAUCCUGGAACGUCUACAGCUACCAAAGCUCCUCGACCGCAGCAUAUCUGCUGACCCUUUCUUCCCCAUAUCCUUGACACCCUCCCCCACAACUCCAGACCCAUUUGACAUGGACUUCGACGGGUCUUUGAAGUAUCUGCGCCAGCAGUCGGCCCCAACUCCAAAGUUUACAUCCUUGUUGGAGGCGCAGAUAGAAGAGUUUCCUAAAGACUCCUCCUCACAGCAGCGGCCUCAGAUCCGCUCUCGCUCCUCUGAUCCGCCGUCCACACGAGCUCUGUCCCCCACACCUGUGGCUUUGUUGACACCCAAGCCUUACUUCCAGCCCCGUCCCUCUCCUGCUGACAGCCGGAACAACAAGCCUGAGAGCCAUGAAGAGGAAUCACCUCCCCGUUUCCAGGCGUCUCCUUCCAGAUCCAGAAACCGCCCCGAAGGCACGCUCUCGUCAGAGGACUCACCUGUUCAGCAUCCACACACCGGCCAAAAAAAGACUGAUGGCACUCAAAUUAGCGUAAAGGCAGCAUCUCAAGAUGUCCAGGAGGAGAAAGUCACUGAGCACUUAACACCACCCAGCCGGCCCACUUCUCUUACAACGGAGCUGCAGAAGCAUAAGGAAAGCUUCAGAAAGACUGAAAGCCAGGAUUCUUUGGAGGAAGUAAAGUCAAACACUGCAGUUGAAGAGGCGCCACCUGCAGAUGCCAAACAAGAAGACGAAGCUAAACGAUCCAGUGAAAAGCUCAUCCCACCAGGGAUUAACACACAAAAUACCUUCACAACGCAAGUCCCCUUGUCUCAGGAGCCCUCGCAGAGAAUGGAGACAGCGCCCCGCUCCGCUGCACCUGCCCCAUUUGGACAUCACUCUCCAAAGGAAACAUCAGACUCUGAGAUCAGUGUCAGGUCUUCACAGACAUCCAGCAACCCUAAGUCACGUUGGGAGUUCUUCGGUCCAUCAGAAGAUUCAGAGAAGGACUGUCGAACAGUUGUGUCAGUGCCGGUGUUGCCCCAGGCCAGGCAGGGAAACCGCUGGUCUUGGGACCCGGAUGAGGAGCGAAAGCGUCAGGAAAGGUGGCAGCAAGAGCAGGAGCGCGUGCUGCAGGAGAAGUACCAGCGAGAGCAGGAGAAGCUGAAGGAGGAGUGGGAGAAAGCCCAGAGGGAGGUGGUAGAGGAGGGGAGGAAGUAUCAUGAGGAGGAGCGCAGGAUACUGGAGGAAACCGUGAUGCCUCUGACUCCUCGCUCCUCUGCCCUGCCCUCCCCCAGCCGAGGUGAGCUCUCCUCCAGCUCCGAGCUUCAGGAUACCAUCGUGCGUUCUCUGGCUGACUGGGAACGCAAACAGGAACUGCUGGAGAGGCAGUCUAGAGGAAACACAGAAAGUUCAGAGUGGAGACAGCGAGAGAAGGACAGAACCAGUGAUACAAGCACAGCUGACGACAGCAUGGACACAGGCAGAAGCCUGGUGAGUCAGAACAGCAGCCAGGCAGAAAGACUCGGUCACGGCGUUCACAAUGGACAGAAGUUUCCUCCACCUCCAGCCAAACCUUCUACACCGGUCAGGAAACCACAAGAACCCCCAGCUGAGAGCGACGGGCCAAGUCGGCCUGCUGGAGAGAGAAGGAGUGGCUCCAUAAAUAAUAACAUAAGAAGCAGCUCAUCAAAGCCUGCCGCAGCAUGUCCAUCAGCACCAGACAUGCUGCCCCCACCUCCCAACAGGUCUGUCAGUGGGAAGAAGCUGUGUUCCAGCUGUGGUCAGCCUUUAGGGAAGGGGGCAGCCAUGAUCAUUGAGACCCUCAGUCUGUACUUCCACAUCCACUGCUUUAAGUGUGGGGUGUGUAAGGGACAGUUAGGAGACACGACCACGGGGACAGACGUCCGAAUUAGAAACGGCCUCCUCAACUGUAACCAGUGCUACAUCCGCUCUCGCUCGGCCGGCCAGCCAACCAUGUUGUGACAAGCACAAGGUUCAUGGAGGAAGCCCUGUCCCUGUUUGAACCUGAUUAUCUUUAAAUCACAUCCUCCGCAGUGUGGCGGGAUCCUUGCUUCCUCUGCAGCUCACCAACCGCUGAAGAUUCUUCACAUGGGACAAAUGUAAACCUGUGGACUGCUGUAAAAAAACAAAAUAUGUUCUUCUUAUGUAAUCUGAUACUCUGAGAUCUGAAUGGGAUUGGUCCGUGUGCAUCCACAAGCUGUUUCAUCCCAACGGCCAUGUUGACAAGAAAUCACAAUAACGGUGAUUAACUCCAGUGAGAGUGAACACAAAAACACAAAGAAACGUAGACCCAGUGGGCGUUUUACGUAAAAUGUACCUUUUAGUCCAUGUAAAAUGAAAACCUAUUUAAGAAACGAGAUAAUAAGACUCCAAAAACAGAGGCAAUAAUGUGAUGAGGAUUUUAUAAACAUGAUGGGAUCUGAAAUGAUCAUUCCUGCUACCCCAUUCACUCACACACAUGGGUUUAGUGAGAUCAUUAAAGUAACAAAAUAUCCAGUAAAGGUUUAUUUUCUUAACACUUGUCCCUCUCCGGGUUCUAGCAUGGUUCCUGUUCUGUGUACAGGAUGAGAUGAGCUCCAAAUACAAAGACACAGGAACGAAUGUAGGUUUAUGAACCGGCAAUAACACGUGAGCUGUUUGUGUCCUCCUGGGUCGCAGCAGGUUGCUCCUUAUCCAAUAUGUCUGCUUGGGAAUUGAAGACUUUAAUGUGCCUUAGCAGAGCUGGAAAACAUCCUCGUCCGAGGUGUUUUUUAGGGAUUUGGCCAAAUUUAAACUCUUAAACUGCAGACAAGCUGCAGAGUUUUAUCAUGCAACAUUUAAGUACUGUUUAAUUUUAAAUGGAUUAUCUCCCUUUAAGCACUCGCAUUGAACUUGUGAAGAAUUAAUAGAUAUAAAUGUGUUUGGGUGGAAUCUUGCCAUACUGCAGGGGCAACAGUGCUGACGAUGAUGGUGUCAUUCUGUGGGUGGUUCUGUUUUAAUGCACAUGACGGAGGUCAUCCUGAUCCUUUAUCAGCUGUAGAAUUCAUUCAUACAUCAAACAGAAUCAGAAGCAAGGGUAACAUGAACACAAACCAGCAGCUUUUUGGUUGGAUGAAAACGGAAGAUCUGUCCUGCCAACUGCACAUUUUUAAUCACUAGCUUACAUUUUAUUCAGUAUAAGAAGAGAUCCAUAUAUUUUGGAUGUAAAAAAUUGCACGUAUAUGCAAGAAACCAAAUGAUUUGCUGUAUGAAAGUAAACUAGCAGCCUCCUCUUUCUCAUCCGUGCUUCUCUGGUGUCAUAACUCUCUGACCUGCAGUAUUUUAAGCCUAUUCUCUGACUGUGUGUUUUAUUUUUAUCUUUAGUUACAUUUAGGAUGAGUCUCUUCUAGCCAGAUCUUUGAGACUGAGAAUCAGACAGUUUUAACAGGAUAGCGGGGGAAUGAAGCUUUUUUGCAUCUGUACUGUAUUGUAAUAUUCACCUGAAGACUAUCUGGAAUAAAGUUUCAUUUGGUGUUUAAAUGCAACUACAUUUAUUAUUGCAUACUGUAUGUUUAUAAAUAAAAUAUUGUAAAUGCAA
Molecule: messenger RNA, 11401 nt
Organism: Nothobranchius furzeri (turquoise killifish)
Lineage: Eukaryota; Metazoa; Chordata; Actinopteri; Cyprinodontiformes; Nothobranchiidae
Source: RefSeq, a predicted model, not a curated record